UCCAUGAGGCCAUGGAUAAGCAAGACAAGCGGAUUAUCCAGCGUCUGUUUGAGAGCGGAGCUGUUCAAGUGCUCGUGGCUUCAAAAGAUACAGCAUAGUCAAUCGCCAUGGCCAGCUACAUGGUUAUCAUCGUGGGUGUGCAGUACUACGAAGGGAAGGAGCACCGAUACGUCGACUAUCCUGUCAUGGAUGUCCUGCAGAUGAUGGGUCGGGCAUGUCGGCCGAAAGACGACGAACGGAGUCGGUGUGUCCUCAUGUGUCAACAGACUAGGAAGGACUUUUACAAGAAAUUCUUGGCGGAGGGUCUUCCGAUUGAGAGUCAUCUUCCGACUCAUUUGUUACAUGACUACUUCCUGGCGGAGAUUGCGGUGAAAACUAUCGAGAACAAGCAAGAUGCUAUGGAUAUUUUGACGUGGAUUUACUUCUAUCGCAGGAUGACGCAGAAUCCCAGUGAUCAAAUUACGGAGAAUAAGCAAGAUGCUGUGGUAGGACGUUUUACCUUUUGUGAUGCUGAAUCGACUCUUCUAACCAAGAUAUUUUCGUGUCACUCCUCACACUUUUCCCAGUUCCUCCUUUAUUUACUUUAUUUAAUUUCCGAUGGAUAUAUAAAGAACUAUUAGUACCUUGUAGUAUUAGUUCAGGUUUUUUUUUCCGGCCGCUCCUUGUAAGAGAGGCGAUCUUUACUGGUCCAAUGUACGGUUCUACCUUCAUUGUAUAGAUGGAUCGGUCUCAUCCUUAUAGAGAAUGAAGCACAAGGGGAGCCGUGGGGGAAUUGGACGAGCGCCAUCCGAGCAGAUAGGUCGGGAGAAUGGAUAGAGUAUACCUCUGCAGUGUCUGUCCUGCAGUGUUGGACAGGAGCUUUGGGCGCUUUACCCGUUCGUCCAAGCGCUAGAUAUCCCAAUGGGCAUAAGGGGCGUGCCUAUUCAGUAGCGCUUCUGU
Messenger RNA from Desarmillaria tabescens, 939 nucleotides. RefSeq lists its product as uncharacterized. Bases 108 to 620 code for a protein of 170 amino acids. The record is from RefSeq and is a predicted model, not a curated record. The transcript is spliced from 2 exons. Lineage: Eukaryota; Fungi; Basidiomycota; Agaricomycetes; Agaricales; Physalacriaceae.